Punctularia strigosozonata HHB-11173 SS5 is the source of this 1216-nucleotide messenger RNA. Its product is annotated as NAD(P)-binding protein. The transcript is spliced from 6 exons. The record is from RefSeq and is a predicted model, not a curated record. Gene Ontology annotation, molecular function: protein-containing complex binding. Gene Ontology annotation, cellular component: mitochondrion. Lineage: Eukaryota; Fungi; Basidiomycota; Agaricomycetes; Corticiales; Punctulariaceae. The coding region runs from base 21 to 1109 and encodes 362 amino acids.
CGACAGUCUUUACUAUUACCAUGCUCGCGAGCUCUUCGGCCGGGCGCCUGCAGCGCACGGCGACGAGGCAACUCAAGCGGGCCAUCCAUGACAUUACGGUUUCCGGAGGACCCAAAUCCAAGCCCAUAAUAUCCUACGGUCCCCCAGGUCGAAGCGCGGUCUCCGGUCACGUCGCCACCGUCUUUGGCUGCACCGGUUUCCUUGGCCGCUACGUCGUAGCGAAGCUAGCGAAGAUUGGAACGCAAGUCAUCGUUCCCUACCGAGAUGAGGACGAGAUUCGUGUGUUGAAGCCCAUGGGUGACCUCGGCCAGAUCGUACCCCUGGAAUGGGACAUCCGAAACAUCGCCCAGAUCGAGCAAUGCCUUCGCCAUUCGGACACGGUCUACAACCUCGUCGGGCGCGACUACCCCACGAAGAACUUUUCCUACACCGACGUGCACGUCACCGGCGCGUCGACCAUCGCCAAGGUCGCGGCGGACAACGGCGUGUCGCGCUUCGUGCACGUCUCGCACCUCAACGCGGACCACGACUCGCCAUCCGAGUUGUACCGCGCCAAGGCGGCGGGCGAGGAGGCGGUCACGGCCGCUUUCCCCGACGCGACGAUCCUGCGGCCCUCAGCCAUGUUCGGGCACGAGGACAAGCUCCUGAACAGCGUUUUCAACUGGCCGAUCUGGUUCAAGCUGAACGACAUGCAGACCAAAGUCCGGCCCGUGCACGUCCUCGACGUCGCGCAAGCCGCCGCCAACCUUCUCUCGACCCCGGCGCACGCGGGCGCGCUCAACCUGCCCGGCCCGCGCACGGUCACGUACGAGUACCUGCUCGACCUCGUGAGCACCGUGACCUACCGCCCGCCGUCCAAGGCGCCGCACCUGCCCAAGUCGCUCGCCAAGCUCGUCACGGGCGCCGUCGAGCGCGCGGUGUGGUGGUCGACGACGAGCCCGGACGAGAUCGAGAGGAAGUAUAUCGACGACAAGGCCGUGCCGGGCGACUGGGACGUCGUCGGCGUCGAGCCCGACGAUAUCGAGCAGUUCGCCGUCGCGUAUCUGCGGGCGUAUCGCGAGGCGGAAACCUAUUCGAGGCCGAUGGUGCUUCCCCACUCGAGGAUGUGAACCGGCGCCGUUUCUGUUUGUUGCGUGGGCAGAUCGGAUGUAUCCUAGAUUUGGCGCGUCGAAUGCGAGAAAAACGAUCAGAUCGUCGGCGUUGCCCGACGCUGCGC